Messenger RNA from Colletotrichum acutatum, 1506 nucleotides. Its product is annotated as aldehyde dehydrogenase. NCBI's taxonomy places the organism in Eukaryota, Fungi, Ascomycota, Sordariomycetes, Glomerellales, Glomerellaceae. The record is from RefSeq and is a predicted model, not a curated record. Bases 1 to 1506 code for a protein of 501 amino acids. Gene Ontology annotation, biological process: polyamine catabolic process. The transcript is spliced from 3 exons. Gene Ontology annotation, molecular function: aldehyde dehydrogenase (NAD+) activity.
AUGUCAGCUGCUACCUUGGACCUCACAGCGCCGAAUGGCACGAAGAUUUCCCUGCCUACAGGGCUCUUCAUUAACAAUGAGUUUGUGAAGGCUAGCUCAGGAUCCAAGAUCACUGCCAUCAACCCAAGUGAUGAAUCUGAGAUCGCUGCAGUUGAAGCCGCAUCACCUGAAGAUGUUGACAAGGCUGUAAAAGCAGCACGGGCAGCACUCAAUGCCCCAGGCUGGGGUGACAUCUCUGCUACGGAUCGGGGCAGAUUGAUGUUCAAGCUCGCCGACCUCGUCGAGGCAAACCAAGAGACUUUGGCCACCCUUGAGACGUGGAACGGCGGUAAGCCGUAUGGCGUGGCCCUCGGAGAAGACGUUGCGGAAACAAUCUCAACGUUGCGCUACUAUGCUGGCUGGGCAGACAAGAUUCACGGCGAGACCAUUCCAACGACACCUCAGAAGUUUGCGUAUACAAUUAAGCAGCCGAUUGGAGUUUGUGGACAGAUCAUUCCGUGGAACUAUCCAAUCAUGAUGGCAGCAUGGAAGCUCGGUCCGGCACUGGCGUGUGGCAACACUGUGGUUCUGAAACCUGCUGAACAAACACCACUAUCUGUUCUGUACUUUGCGACUCUGAUCAAAGAAGCUGGAUUUCCGCCAGGCGUUGUCAAUAUUGUCAACGGACUUGGCAGGGAGGCCGGCAACGCCCUGGUUUCUCAUACUGAUGUUGAUAAAAUUGCUUUCACUGGCUCCACAGCAACCGGAAGACAGAUUAUGAAGUCUGCGAGCGUCAACCUGAAAAACAUUACGCUAGAGACCGGCGGAAAGUCACCUCUUGUGGUCUUCAGCGAUGCCGAUCUCGACCAAGCAGCAAAAUGGGGCCAUGUUGGCAUCAUGAGCAACCAAGGCCAGAUCUGCACGUCCACAUCCAGAAUCCUGGUUCAUGAAGAUGUCUACCAGGACUAUGUUGCACGGUUCAAGGCGAUAUGUCUUGAGAAUAAGGUCGGCAAUCCCUUCGACGACGACACAUUUCAGGGCCCUCAGAUCACGAAGGUCCAAUAUGAAAAGAUUCUCGGCUACAUUCAGGCCGGCAAGGAUGAAGGUGCCAAGCUUGUGACUGGUGGAGUUCCAUUCAAGAACGUCGGAGAUGGCAAAGGAUUCUUCAUCGAGCCAACAGUCUUCUCCGACGUGAAGAAAGACAUGAGAAUCUUCCAAGAAGAGGUGUUCGGUCCUUUUGUCGCCAUAACACCUUUUAAGACGGAGGAAGAGGCAGUUUCUUUGGCCAACAACACGUCAUACGGACUCGGCGCUGCGUUGUUCUCACGCGAUAUCGAGCGGUGCCAUCGCGUAGCCGCCCGCCUCGAAUCUGGAAUGGUCUGGAUCAACAGUUCGAAUGACUCUGACAUUCGUGUUCCAUUCGGUGGCGUCAAGCAAAGUGGCAUUGGCCGCGAACUGGGAGAAGCUGGCCUCGCUGCUUACUCACAGACAAAGGCAGUGCACGUCAACAUGGGAUUCAAACUGUGA